Ectocarpus sp. CCAP 1310/34 is the source of this 1392-nucleotide messenger RNA. NCBI's taxonomy places the organism in Eukaryota, Phaeophyceae, Ectocarpales, Ectocarpaceae. The record is from the annotation of a GenBank genome assembly.
GCACCACCUGCUACACCAGGCACACCAGCGGCAGGCCAUACCGUGCGUUGAAGAGCGAAAGGAAAGGAUCGGAUAGCUUGGUUGGGCUAGGAGAACUUUUUGCGGCGAGUGGAGGAGUGAAAGGGCGGGACACCUCAGCGUUUCUGAGCUUAACUCUGGGCUGAGACCACCAAACCAGAGCGAUGAGGCCCAUCCUCCUCAAGGGGCACGAGCGUGCCAUCACGUGCGUGGUGUACAACAACGACGGGGACCUCGUGUUCACGGCGUCGAAGGACCAGAUCCCGUCCCUUUGGUACGCCAAGACUGGGGAGCGGAUCGGCACCUACCAGGGGCACCAGGGGGCGGUGUGGGACCUUUCGGUGUCAUGGGAUUCGACGCGCAUGCUCUCGGCUUCGGCGGACGCCUCGGCGCGAAUGUGGGACGUGCAGACCGGGCGGGAGCUGGUGGUGUACAACCAUAUGGGGCCGGUGCGAUCGGUCGCUUUCGCGGAAGGGGGUCAGCGGUUCGCGACGGUGUCGGACCCUUUCACCGACAGCCCGGGUCUCAUCUCGGUGUUUGAGGCCCCGGACGAUGUGCCGACAGACCAGUUGGACAAGAUUGCGAGUUUGGAGAUCGACCUGCCUCCCAAGAUGAAGGCGACCACGGUGGUGUGGGGGGCGUUGAACGAGAAGCUUAUCGUCUCGUACGCGGACGGAACCAUCAGAACGUUCGACCCCUACGACGGGACCGAGCUCGAGUACGCACAGGUCCACUCACAGGACAUCAACCGAUUGUGCAUCAACAAGGACCGGACGCUGCUGCUUACUUCCUCCAAGGACUACACGUCCAAGCUUCUCGACGCUAACACCCUCCAGGUCCUGAAGACGUACAAGACGGACCGGCCGGUCAACGCCUCUGUCAUGCACCCAACCAAGGAACACGUGAUCCUCGGGGGAGGGCAGGACGCCAUGUCCGUUACCACCACCUCCUCGAACGUUGGCAAGUUCGAGUCCCGGUUCUUCCACAUGAUCUACGAGACAGAGUUUGGCAGAGUUAAGGGGCACUUCGGUCCGAUCAACGCCCUGGCGAUCAACCCUAACGGCCUCAGCUACGCUUCCGGAUCGGAGGAUGGGUAUGUGCGACUGCACUUCUUCGACGAGGACUACCUGAACAUGCAGGACGAGGUGCCCGACGAGCUCGAGGAAGGCAGCAAAGCCGCAGCAGGGGGAUUCGAAGAAAGCUAAAACAAUCACAUGCCCAGGGUAGCACAGCCUAUAUAUCGAGAUCGAAUAACGGCGAGGGGUUGCGCGGACGAGGAGAAUGUCGACGUAGUACCUUUCCUGUUGGAUACAGCAUAGUCGCUGAAUCCGGGAGGUUUUGUAUGGUGGAAGAGAUCAUUGGCGGGAGCGGGGG